This is a messenger RNA of Talaromyces proteolyticus, 940 nucleotides long. RefSeq names its product alkaline phytoceramidase. Lineage: Eukaryota; Fungi; Ascomycota; Eurotiomycetes; Eurotiales; Trichocomaceae. The record is from RefSeq and is a predicted model, not a curated record. Gene Ontology annotation, biological process: ceramide biosynthetic process; ceramide catabolic process. Gene Ontology annotation, cellular component: endoplasmic reticulum membrane. Bases 165 to 911 code for a protein of 248 amino acids. The transcript is spliced from 3 exons.
AAUUAUUGGUUUAAUUUAAGGCUGCAAUUUUCCGAGUUCCGAGAUUCAAUCAACGCGGAACAACAUUGAAUCACUUAAAACUGCGAGAUAUUCCCAAUAUAUUGUAUAUUUUAUAUUGUAUUGUAAAUAAAGCACAUCUUAUCAAAUCGGAAACAUUGAACACCAUGAGUCAUAGUGUUCGACACUUUUCAGGCGACCUUUACGCUGAUGCCGGCGUCUGGAGUCCCUCUUCCAGCGCGGCCAAUUUCUGCGAGGAAGACUACGUCGUGACAAUCUAUAUUGCCGAAUUCAUCAAUACCCUCAGCAAUCUCGCCUACAUCUACUAUGCAUUCCAAUACAUAUAUCCAAGAACCAGAUCUCCUAGAAUCGACCUAAUGUCCGCGUCUCUGUUCCUAGUCGGCGUCUGCUCCUUCCUCUUCCACGCGACUCUGCACCAAGAAACGCAAUUCAGCGACGAUCUGUCCAUGCUGUUCCUCGCAGCGACACUGCUUCAGCGUCUAUACUGCGCCAACAAACCAGCCGCCACAGCGCGUCUGAUCACCACCGCGAUCUUCGCAACUGUAACCGCCAUGUCCGCUUACUACGUCCGCAGCGGGGACCUUGUUGUGCACACGUCCAUGUUUGCGGGCAUGUUGACGCUAGUGUGGCCACGGACGGUGUAUUUGAUUCAUCAUCGACAGGGGCAGGACAAGGCGGUGCUGUAUGGGAAGCUUGGGAGAGCGUGUGGGUGUCUGGUGUUCGGGUUUUUGCUGUGGAAUGUGGAUCUGGAAAUGUGUCUGAGAUUGAGAUAUGUUAGAAGCGUCGUAGGAUUACCCUGGGCUUGGGCUUUGGAGUUACAUGGUUGGUGGCAUCUGCUCACCGCGUUGGGGGCUGCCGUUUAUAUGGAUCUUAUUAGAGAUUUGUGUCCGUAGACAUUAAAUAUUUGUUUUGUUCAGAAUAG